Messenger RNA from Cannabis sativa, 1014 nucleotides. RefSeq lists its product as uncharacterized. The coding region runs from base 1 to 1014 and encodes 337 amino acids. The transcript is spliced from 2 exons. Lineage: Eukaryota; Viridiplantae; Streptophyta; Magnoliopsida; Rosales; Cannabaceae. The record is from RefSeq and is a predicted model, not a curated record.
AUGGCCUUAAACAAUCUUCAAGGCAAUGGUGUUUUUUUGGCUCUUCUCGUUUAUGUGGACGACAUUAUCGUCGCCACAAUUAACACAUCUGCCUUAACCAAAUUCAUCACUACCCUUGAUGCACAAUUCAAGUUAAAAGACCUUGGCCCUCUCCAUUUCUUUCUCGGUCUAGAAAUUGCACGAUGCCCUCAAGGCAUCUCUGUAUCUCAACGACCAUUCACUAUUCAAUUGCUCAAAGAUUCUGGCUGCCUUGGUUCAAAACCAGUGUCCACUCCCAUGGAACCAAACAUUAAACUUAGCACUGAAUCAGGGGACUUACUACCAAACCCAACUCAAUAUCACAGCCUCAUUGGCAAGCUUCUAUACCUCACAAUAACACGGCCUGAUAUAAGUUUUGCCGUAAAUAAAUUGAGUCAAUUUUUACAAUCCCCUCGACAACCUCACUUGACUGCAGCCACAAGAAUUUUACACUACCUAAAGAAUUCUCCAGGGCAGGGCCUAUUUUUCCACGCAUCAUCAUCAUCACCACUCCAGCUCAAAGCUUUUGCUGAUGCUGAUUGGGGAGCAUGCCUCGACACCAGACGCUCCAUCUCUGGCUACUGUGUAUUUCUUGGCAAAUCCUUAAUCUCCUGGAAGUCAAAGAAACAGCCCACGGUUUCCCGCUCCUCAGCCGAAGCAGAGUACCGGGUAAUGGCCAAUGCUACGUGUGAACUAACCUGGGUCAUCUCCAUACUGAAGGAUUUUCACACCAACAUUCAGCUGCCUUCAACUCUUUUUUGUGACAAUAGCGUAGCAAUCCACAUUUCAGAAAAUCCAGUAUACCAUGAGAGAACUAAACACGUCGAAAUCGAUUGCCAUAUCGUCCGAGAAAAGAUCACCAAUGGCACUCUCAAAAUGAAUCAUGUUUCAUCCAAAGCCAAUCUUGCAGACAUCCUAACAAAACCACUCUUUCCUGCUUCCUUCAACGAAAUUUUGUCCAAGAUGGGUGUUCGAGAUCUCUACACUCCACCUUGA